This is a messenger RNA of Babjeviella inositovora NRRL Y-12698, 7284 nucleotides long. RefSeq names its product phosphatidylinositol kinase-related protein kinase (gene TOR1). Gene Ontology annotation, cellular component: TORC1 complex; TORC2 complex; nucleus. The record is from RefSeq and is a predicted model, not a curated record. Gene Ontology annotation, biological process: negative regulation of macroautophagy; TOR signaling; protein phosphorylation. The transcript has a single exon. Lineage: Eukaryota; Fungi; Ascomycota; Pichiomycetes; Serinales. Bases 119 to 7207 code for a protein of 2362 amino acids. Gene Ontology annotation, molecular function: protein binding; protein-containing complex binding; protein serine/threonine kinase activity.
ACCAUCUACACCUUCCCCCCUCCAUUGCUGCCAGUUGCGCUGAAUUUCGCCACAGAAACCCAUCCAGUCCAUAUACUCACCCCCAACAAGCCCGUAUAUUCCCUCUCACAAACCACCAAUGGAUAGUUUCGCGCUUUCCCAGAUCUUUGGGCGGCUAAAAUCCAAAAGCGCCAGCGAGCGCCAGCAAGCUCUGGUGGCCCUCCGUAACCACCUCACGUCAAUCUCGCGUGACCUUCUGUCCGAGCAGUUUAACCGCUAUAACAAGGACAUCAACAACAAGGUGUUUGAGUUGAUCCAUUCCUCCGACCAGAGCGAGAAGCUCGGUGGGAUUGCCGCCAUCGAUGCGUUUAUCGACUUUGAGGGCGGUGAGGAGAACGCCACGAUGUUUAACCGCUACGCCAACUACCUCCGCAUCUUGAUCCCGUGCAAUGACCUCGAAGUGAUGUACGCCGCGACGCACACGCUCGGGCGUUUGGCCAUCCCUGGAGGGACGCUUACCGCAGACUUUAUCGAAUUUGAGGCGAAAAAGUCCAUCGAAUGGCUCCAAUCAGAACGCCAGGAGAACCGCCGCCAUGCUGCCGUGCUUGUCAUUACUGCCAUCGCCAACAACAGUCCUACGUUGCUCUACGUGUACGUCAACCAAAUCCUCGAGCACAUCUGGGUCACGCUCCGCGACCCCAAGCUCAUAAUACGUACGGACGCCGCGCUUGCGUUGCGCAAAUGCCUCGAUAUCGUGUAUGACCGUGACGCAGCGUUACGCCGCACAUGGUUCAACCGGUUGAUGGAGGGCGCAAUGGUUGGCUUCAAGCUCAACACCAACGAGGCCAUCCACGGCUCGCUCCUCUGCUUCCGCGAGCUCCUCACGCCCAACAGCAUCUUUGUCUCCGACAAGUACGAUAUGGUGUACGAGGCAGCGGCGCGCUUUAAAGACUACAAGGUCGACGUGAUCCGCCAGGAGGUGAUUGCCAUCAUCCCGCUUCUCGCAAAGUUCAACCCGCAAAAGUUUGUCGACAAGUACCUUCACCGCACGUUGCUCUACUACCUCGGCCAACUCAAGCGUGACAAGGACAAGCCCGCGAUCCUUAUCUCCAUCGGCAACAUUGCGUUCGAGGUCCAAGGCCAGAUGGCCACCUACAUGGACGCCAUUCUCGACAACAUCCGCGAUGGCCUUUCGUUCAAGCAGCGCCACAAGCGCGAUAUCGAGCAGGCCAUCUUCUCGUGCAUCGGCAAGCUCGCGUCGGCCGUCGGCCCCGCCUUGACCAAACAUCUCCAGCGUGACAUCCUCGACAUGAUGCUAGGCUGCGCGCUAUCGCCACACAUGCAGGCUACGCUCCAGAUCCUCGCGGAGGAGAUCCCGCCGCUCGAACCACUCAUCAACGCAAAGCUCCUCAAUCUCUUGAGCUUGUGUUUAUCGGGGAACGCGUUCCGGCCGCCGGGCGCGCCGAACGCUGCACGCCAUAUGAACCCCGUGGCCGCACGCGAGUACCGUGCCGGUAUGGCUGCCAAGGAGGAACACGGCCCGUACGAUACGCCCGAGACCGUUGACACCGCCAUCAUCGUGCAGGCGUUGCAGAUGGCCAUGUUCUUCGAGUUCAAAGACUACGCGUUGCACGAGCUCGUGCGCUAUGUGACGGUUUCCUACAUCGAGCACGACAGUGCAGAGGUGCGCAAGACCGCGGCCAUCGCGUCGUGCCGCUUGUUCUCGCGCGACCCCAUCUGCUUCCAGACCAGUGCCAACGCGCUCCUGGCCGUGUGCGAGGUUUUGGACAAGCUCCUCUCGGUUGCGAUCACCGACCCGGUGCCGGAGAUCCGCACAGAGGUGCUCCUGGCACUCGGCGAGAGCUUUGACCUGCAACUCUCGCAGGCCGACAACGUGCGCCUCUUGUUUAUCGGCCUCCACGAUGAGGUGUUUGCGAUUCGCAAGAUUGCUAUUCGCAUCAUCGGGCGCCUCUCCGCGAUAAAUCCCGCGUACAUCGUGCCGUCGUUGCGCAAGACACUUAUCCAGUUGCUCACGGACCUCGAGUACCUGACGGUCAGUCGCAAAAAGGAGGAGAGCGCGACGCUCCUCAGUCUCCUCAUUGCGUCAUCCAAGGAGAUCACGCGGCCGUACGUCAAGCCGAUCGUCGAUGCGUUACUCCCCAAGGCACGCGACGCCAGCCUGUUGGUGGCGAGCGCGGCCAUCACUGCGCUCGGCGAGCUUGCAGUCGUCGGUGGAGAGGACCUCAAGCCGUUCAUCCCCGACUUGAUGCCGUUGAUCUUGGACACCUUCCAGGACCAGUCGUCAUCGUUCAAGCGCGAUGCCGCACUCCGAACCUUAGGCCAAUUGACCAGUAGCUCCGGGUACGUGAUCCAGCCGUUGCUUGACUAUCCGCAGCUCCUCGGCAUGCUCGUGGGCAUCCUCAAGUCCGAGUCGUCCGCCACAAUCCGUCGCGAGACCGUGCGCCUCGUUGGGAUCUUGGGUGCGCUCGACCCGUACAAGCACCGCGAGGUGGAGGUUAGCUCAAAGAACAUUCCCGUGGUGGAACAGAACGCGCCGCCCGUGGAUGUGGCGUUGUUGAUGCAGGGCAUGUCGCCGUCCAAUGACGAGUACUACCCGACGGUGGUGAUCACCACGCUCAUGAAGAUCCUCAAGGAUCCGUCGUUGAGCACCCACCACACGGCCGUGAUCCAGGCCGUCAUGUACAGUUUCCAGACACUCGGCCUCCGCUGCGUGCCGUUCCUCGCGCAGAUCAUCCCGGGCGUCAUCACGGUGAUGCAUACGUGUCCGCCGUCGAUGCUUGACUUUUACUUCCAGCAGCUCGGCUACCUCAUCCGCAUUGUCAAGCAGCACAUCCGGCCGUACCUCAACGAGAUCCUCGAGGCCGUGCGAGAGUUCUUUGUCAAGAUGCCAAACUUGCAGGCCACCAUCAUUUCGCUUGUCGAGUCCGUAUCCAAGGCACUCGACGGUGAGUUCAAGGUGUACUUGACCGCGAUUCUCCCGCUUUUGCUCGACGUAUUGGGCAACGACAAGAGCACUAAUAUGACGAGUAGCCUCCGCGUGUUGCGCGCGCUCGUGGUGUUUGGUGCCAAUAUCGAGGAGUUCGUGCACCUCAUCAUCCCUAACGUGGUCAAGAUGUUUGAGUACAGCAGCGUGCCGCUCCGCAAGGCGGCGAUCGAGACCAUCGGCCGUUUGUCACGCAACGUCAGUCUCAGCGACAUGUCAUCACGCAUAAUCCAUCCAUUGUUGCGCGUGUUGUCGUACAACAGCGAGGAGCUCCGCAAGGCUACCAUGAACACCGUCAGCCUCUUGUUGAUGCAGAUGGGCAACGACUUUACCGUGUUCAUCCCUGUUAUCAAUAAGGUGUUGGUUCAGCAGCGCAUCCAGGCCAACAUCUACGACCAGCUCGUUAACAAGUUGCUCCACGGCGAGCCGUUGCCCAGCAACCUCAUCGUAGACAAGGAAUACGAGAGCAGCCAGCAGCCGGACGCCAGUGACGCCGAAAUGCCCAACAAAAAGUUGCCGGUUAACCAGCAGAUCCUCAAGAACGCGUGGGACGCGUCGCAGCGCAGCACCAAGGAGGACUGGCAAGAGUGGAUCCGCCGGUUGAGCGUGGAGUUGCUCAAGGAGUCGCCGUCGCACGCCCUCCGAGCCUGUUCGGUGCUUGCGUCGGUCUACUACCCGCUCGCCAAGGACCUCUUCAACGCCAGUUUCGCGAGCUGCUGGAGUGAGUUGUUCCCAAAGAACCAGGAAGAGUUGAUCCAGGCCCUCUGUGUUGCACUCUCGUCCUCAUCCAACCCGCCAGAGAUCCACCAGAUCUUGCUCAAUCUCGCGGAGUUCAUGGAACACGACGACAAGCCGUUGCCAAUCGAUGUGCCCACUCUCGGCCGCUACGCGCAGCGCUGCCACGCAUACGCCAAGGCGUUGCACUACAAGGAGAUGGAGUUCAUCCAGGAGCCGUCGACGCCAACGAUUGAGGCAUUAAUCAGCAUCAACAACCAGCUCCAGCAGCUGGACGCGGCCGUCGGGAUCCUCCGCCACGCGCAGAUGCACCAUGACCUCCAGUUGAAGGAGACGUGGUACGAGAAGUUGCAGCGCUGGGAGGACGCGUUGCAAGCGUACAACGAGAGGGAGCGGGUCGACCCGCACUCCAUGGAAAUCACCUUGGGGAAGAUGCGCUGUUUGCACGCGCUUGGGGAGUGGGAGCAAUUGUCGGAGCUUGCGCAGGCGAGGUGGAUCAACGCAUCGAGCUCCAUCCGGCGUGCGGUGGCACCGUUGGCCGCGGCGGCCGCGUGGGGCUUGGGCAAAUGGGAGCGCAUGGACACGUACAUAGGCGUGAUGAAGGAGGACUCGCCGGAUAAGGCGUUCUUUGACGCGAUCUUGUGUCUCCACCGGAACAAUUUCGAGGAGGCGUCGAACCACAUCCUCCAGGCACGCGACCUCCUCGUCACGGAGAUCACCGCGUUGGUCAGCGAGAGCUACAACCGUGCCUAUGGCGUGGUAGUGCGCGUACAAAUGCUUGCGGAGCUCGAGGAGAUCAUCAAGUACAAGUGCCUCCCUGUGGGUUCUGAGAAGCGUGCGGUGAUGCGCAAGACCUGGAACACGCGGUUGCUCGGGUGUCAGCGCAACGUGGACGUGUGGCAGCGGAUGCUCAAGGUGCGUGCUUUGGUGGUGAAGCCGAAACAGGACAUGGAGAUGUGGAUCAAGUUUGCCAACUUGUGCCGCAAGUCCGGUAGGCUUGGCUUGGCGGAGAAGUCGCUCAAUUCGUUGUUGGAGGAGGGCAACCCUGACAACCCCAACUCGCGCGCGCCGCCACAGGUGGUGUACGCGCAGUUAAAGUACAUGUGGACGUCGGGACAGCGGAGGGAGGCGCUCGAACACUUGAUCGACUUUAGCACACGCAUGUCGCAGGACCUCGGGUUGAACCCGAACGACUUGAUCACGCUGCCGCUUCCGUUUUCGGGGCCAAAACACGUCCAGGAGUACACCAAGUUGCUUGCGCGGUGUUUCUUGAAGCAAGGCGAGUGGCAGAUCGCAUUGAACAGUAACUGGCGGACGGAGCUCUCGGAGGUGAUUUUGGGGUCGUAUCUUUUGGCAACGCACUUUGACGACAAGUGGUACAAGGCGUGGCACAACUGGGCGUUGGUAAACUUCGAGGUGAUCUCGCUCAGCGGUGAGCGCAACGAGCGCGGUGAGAGAGAAAUCGGCCACCUCGAAGGCGGUGAAGGCGUUGACGAAGACCGCCACCGCGAAUUGGUCCAGCGCCAUGUGAUCCCGGCCAUCACCGGGUUCUUUCAUUCGAUCGCACUCUCGGACUCCAACUCUCUCCAGGACACGCUCCGCCUCUUGACAUUGUGGUUCCGGUACGGUGGCAAGGAGGAUGCCAACCAGGCCAUGGCGCACGGCUUCGAUAUGAUCAAGAUUGACACGUGGUUGCAGGUAGUGCCGCAGUUGAUCUCGCGGAUCCACCAGCCCAACGCGACCGUUAGCCGCUCGUUGCACGGCUUGCUCAGCGGCUUGGGCAAGGCGCAUCCGCAGGCGUUGGUGUACCCGCUCGCGGUGGCAAUCAAGGGGGAGAGUGUGGGCCGCAAAAAGGCGGCAAUGUCGAUCAUCGACAAGAUGCGCGUACACAGUGCGAACUUGGUUGAGCAGGCGGAGUUGGUCAGUCAGGAGCUCAUCCGUGUGGCGGUAUUGUGGCACGAGCAGUGGUACGAGGGGUUGGAGGAUGCAUCGCGGUUGUUCUUCGGCGAGCACAACACAGAAAAGAUGUAUGAGGUGUUGGAGCCGUUGCACCGGAUGCUCGAGCGCGGCCCGGAGACGUUACGCGAGGUGUCGUUCCAGAACGCGUUCGGGCGAGACCUCAACGACGCGAACGAAUGGGUCCUCAACUUCCGCCGCACCAAGGACGUGGCCAACCUCAACCAGGCCUGGGAUAUCUACUACAAUGUGUUCCGGCGGAUUAGUCGCCAGUUACCCCAAUUGCAGACGUUGGAGCUCCAGUACGUGUCGCCGAAGUUACUUGCCGCUAGUGAUUUAGAGUUGGCGGCUCCGGGGACCUACGAGGCCGGGCAGCCUGUGGUCCGCAUCAUCAAGUUUGAGCCCACCUUCUCAGUCAUUUCGUCCAAGCAGCGGCCGAGAAAGUUGUGCUGCAAGGGUAGCGAUGGGAAGGACUACACGUACGCGUUGAAGGGCCACGAGGAUAUCCGCCAGGAUAACUUGGUCAUGCAGUUGUUUGGGUUGGUCAAUACCUUGUUAGUUAACGACCCCGAGUGUUUCAAGCGUCACUUGGACAUUCAGCAGUAUCCAGCGAUUCCGCUUUCACCCAAGUCCGGGUUGCUCAGGUGGGUGCCGAACAGUGACACCUUCCACGUCUUGAUCCGGGAGUACCGUGAGUCGCGCAAGAUCUGGUUGAACCUCGAGCACCGCCUCAUGUUGCAGAUGGCGCCCGAUUAUGACCACCUCACGCUUUUACAAAAGGUGGAGGUUUUCACGUACGCGUUGGACAGCACUCGCGGCCAGGAUCUCUACAAAGUGUUGUGGUUGAAGUCGCGGUCGUCCGAAUCGUGGCUCGACCGCCGUACCACUUACACCCGUUCGUUGGCAGUCAUGUCGAUCGCAGGUUACAUCUUGGGCCUCGGCGACCGCCACCCGUCGAAUCUCAUGCUUGAUCGCAUUACCGGUAAGGUUGUCCACAUUGAUUUUGGCGACUGCUUCGAGGCGGCCAUUCUCCGUGAAAAGUAUCCAGAAAAGGUGCCCUUCAGACUCACUCGUAUGUUGACCUACGCGAUGGAGGUGAGUGGGAUCGAAGGGAGUUUCCGCAUUACCUGUGAGCAUGUGAUGCGGGUGUUGCGAGACAACAAGGAGUCGUUGAUGGCCAUUUUGGAGGCUUUUGCCUACGAUCCGUUGAUCAACUGGGGAUUUGACUUCCCGACGCAGGCCAUUGCCGAUGCCACGGGGAUCAAGUUACCGCAGGUGAACACUGGCGAGUUGUUGAAGCGCGGGCAAAUCGACGAGGCGGAGGCAACGCGGUUGACAAAGCAGCAUGAGGUGGAAAUCAGAAAUGCCAGAGCGUUGUUGGUGUUGAAGAGAAUUACGGAUAAGCUUACCGGGAAUGAUAUCCGACGCAUGCGGGAUUUGAACGUGCCCGUGCAAGUGGACCGGCUUAUCCAGCAGGCCACAUCGGUGGAGAAUUUGUGUCAGCAUUACAUUGGUUGGUGCUCGUUCUGGUAGUUUUUUUUUGUUUUUUUUUGCCCGUUGUUUUUUCCAACUGUUUGUCCAAUUGCUUUUCCAGCUGUUUUCGAUCUGGC